Drosophila teissieri is the source of this 1617-nucleotide messenger RNA. RefSeq names its product UDP-glycosyltransferase UGT5 (gene Ugt37E1). The coding region runs from base 1 to 1617 and encodes 538 amino acids. Lineage: Eukaryota; Metazoa; Arthropoda; Insecta; Diptera; Drosophilidae. The transcript is spliced from 2 exons. The record is from RefSeq and is a predicted model, not a curated record. Gene Ontology annotation, molecular function: UDP-glycosyltransferase activity.
AUGAUUGAGUAUAGUAAAAUCGGGUUUUUGAUAAUAUUCCUUCUGGGCACACAGACCCCAAGCGGCGAUGGAGCCAAUAUACUGGGAGUUUUCAGCACUCCCAGUCCUUCGCACGUGAUCGUGCAUAUGGCCGUGAUGAAAGCCCUUGCAGAUCGAGGUCAUAACAUAACAAUGGUGACCCAGAUGAAACCGAGACUGGCGCCACAUGAAAAUAUUACCGUGAUCAUUGUCCCUCCAACGGAGGAGAGACUGAAGUUUAUGGAGGAACAUUUGGCGGAGAAAUCCAAUGCGAAACUAUCUUUCUGGCAGGCCUUUGCCAAAGGGAUCGCACAGUCGUCUAGUCAAAUGGACGGACAUUAUGAGUUUAUGACGCAUCCCAAUUUUAAGGAGAUCUACGAAAAUCCAAAGACCAAAGUCGAUUUGGUGAUAUUGGGGUUGAUGGCCAAUUACUUUGAGUUGGGCAUUGCCGCCAAGUUGAACUGUCCGGUCAUUGUCUCGUGGGUGGGAAUUCCGCUGCCAUUCCUGGACAGCCUUGUGGGUAACGUCAACGAUCCGUCGUACGUCCCAACCAUAAAUGUUGCCCUCAAAGCAGGUGAAACCACUAUGGACUUUGGCCUAAGAUUGGUCAACUUUAUUAAGCAUACCUUCCUGGGCGCCUUAAACACACUAUUGGACUUUCAGAUGAAACAGUUUUACGAUCGAGCUUUUGGGAGCGAAUUAGAGUUUCCAGACUAUUAUGAGGUGAAGCGCCGAAUUUCCUUGAUGUUCUUUAACUACCACUCCCUCAGUGAGGGACCCAUCAGACCAACAGUACCUCAAUCGGUUGAAAUUGGUGGAAUACAAGUGAAGGAGCAGGCCGAUCCUCUGCCCAAGGAACUGGCCAAGUUUCUCGAUACGGCGGAUGAGGGCGCGAUAUUUUUCAGUCUAGGAACUAAUGUGAAUACCAAUACCUUUCGACCCGAUACCGUGGAUAUCCUGUACAAAGUGCUAUCCAAGUUGCCCCAGAGAGUUAUAUGGAAGUGGGAGGACCUGAAAAACAAGCCAGGAAAUGCCUCCAACAUAUUCUUCAGCAAUUGGCUGCCUCAGGACGAUAUCCUGGCCCAUCCUAACACGAAACUAUUUAUCACCCAUGCGGGCAAGGGCGGAGUGGCAGAGGCGCAAUAUCACGGGGUUCCCAUGGUGGCAUUACCGCUCUUUGGCGAUCAACAGGGAAAUGCAGAAAUUAUGACGAAAUUUGGCUUUGGCCGUUGGUUGGAUAUUCUCACAAUGACGGAGGCUGAACUGGAGGCGACUAUCCAUGACGUCCUGGAGAGUCCCACGUACCGGAAGACGAUCGGAAAGUUCUCCUCCCUUUACAGGGAUCGUCCGUUAACAGCCCGUCAAUCGGUCAUCUACUGGACCGAGUACGUGUUGCGUCAUCAAGGAGCCCACCAUCUGCAGAGUCCCCUUAUUCACAUGGAUUUCGUGGCUCGAAAUAAUCUCGAUGUCUAUGGAGUAGUUAUCCUUGUCAGUCUGUCUAUAGGUGCUCUACUCAUAGUCACUGCUAAAUUUCUAUUUCGCAAGAUUUUAAGUGUUGCGAGUAGGUGCAGUAGUCGCCCCAAGCUUAAAAAUAAUUAA